Messenger RNA from Zophobas morio, 1361 nucleotides. RefSeq lists its product as uncharacterized. Gene Ontology annotation, cellular component: nucleolar ribonuclease P complex; ribonuclease MRP complex; fibrillar center. The coding region runs from base 133 to 1092 and encodes 319 amino acids. Gene Ontology annotation, biological process: tRNA 5'-leader removal. Gene Ontology annotation, molecular function: ribonuclease P activity; ribonuclease P RNA binding. The record is from RefSeq and is a predicted model, not a curated record. Lineage: Eukaryota; Metazoa; Arthropoda; Insecta; Coleoptera; Tenebrionidae. The transcript has 3 exons.
AGGGAAACUAAAAAGUUACUAACACAUAACCUCAAACGUUUUCUUUACUUCAUAAACAAAUAAAAUAAGCACAAUUUAAAAACUUAUUUAAAACAAUGUUGCAGUUGUAAUAGAGUUUUUUUUUGUUAUUGAAUGUUCAUCUCGAUGGAAACCCCGACGAUUACUAAAAAGCAAGCCAAAAGCACACUGUCCGGCAAAAAGAAGAAAAAGACAGAAGUAAUCAAAAAUGUAUUGGGGAAGCCUUUUCAAACUUUCUGGCCUUCGUUAUCACCAGGAGACAGCAAUCAAUUGAGAGAAACUCUAGAAAAGUUUCUCCCUAGAUUGUAUCCUUUCAAGAUCAAUAUCCCGUACAAGAAAAUCCAAAGCAUCCCCAAACAAGAACGCAAGACCUUUCGGCAAACAUUUCAUACACAAACCCAAAUUGAAGUGAAUGAAUCGGCAAAAACCUAUAUAGUGUUUGGCGUUAAUGAUGUUUCAAAACUAUUAGAAAACCAAGAAGCUGCUUCCGUGCUAAUAGAAGGUCAGGUGCAGCCGCGUCUCUUCGUUCAGCAUAUAAUAGAUCAAGCUGUGUUGUAUCAUGUUCCUGUUUUAAUUGUAGACAAUUUAAAACAAAUAUGCAAAAAUAAGUGCGGGAUUAGUGGGGCUGUUGUUGCUUUAAAAAAGUCCAUUAGGCCAGAUUCAGAGCUGGGAAUAAUCCAGCAAACAAUUUUUAGUAUUUCAGAAAAUUAUCCAGUACCUGAAAAUCAUAUUAAUGCUUGUAGAAGAACACUUGAUAUAACUACAAUAACAAUUCCUGACUCAGAUGCAGGAGAUGAAUGUGAGCUUGAUGAUGUUACAGAAAAAAGUGAAGUGAAGCCUAAUUUCCACCUAAAGAAAGAAGACAAGGGUAAACGCGUUUUCGUUCCUCAAGCGCCAGUCAAAGAAAAAGUCAUGGAUUUUAUUAGUUUGGACUCAAAUUGUGUAAAUUUUCAAUCUACUAAUUCUAAAAAAAUUGAAAGCGUGAAAGUACCGUACCACAAACUGAAAGUGAAAAGGGUUCAAGGCAACAAAAAUAGGAAUAAGAGGAAAAUGGAAAAAUUCAAGAAAAAAUAAUGUACACACACAAUAAAAUAUAAUAAAUAUACAUAUAAUUACAUAAUAAGUACACAGAUCUUUAAUUCAUUCAAAUUUUUCUAACUAAUUAUUUGGGUCGCAAAGGUUGGUCUUCAGUAGGACUAUUCCUGUUUACAGCGUGAUUCCAAGGUUGUACAUUCCCAGAACCAAAAAUUGCGUAUGUUAUAAUUUCAAUAAUAUAUAACACUAUAGUGAUGUAGAAGACAAUUCUCCACGAAUUAAUAGUUGGCUAUAAAAGUUUGAAAUUA